AUGACAAUGUGGGGUGGGUCGACUGGAGUGGAAGAUCGAUGGCAGUUUGCGAAUGGAGUGACAUUUGUCGGUGGGCGAGUGACGGAAUUCGGAAAUGUAGUGGCAAGCGGAUUGGACGUGGGGAUGACGUACCUCGCUCCGUUUGGUGGGUCUGAAAGGGAAUUACGAAUGCGAAAAGAACACCAUGUCAAGAUGAAUAUGUUAGCGCAGCUUUUACUUGCUACAGGUUUACGCUGCGAGGUGUUGGAGCGUAACAAAAUGCAAGCAAUGCUUUGGCGUAAAUUGAUUGUGAAUGCAGCCAUCAAUCCUCUCGCGUCUCUGUUGGAUGCUCCUAACAAGGCAAGUUCUGGAAGUGUCGCUUCUAGCGAAGGCAGUCGGCAUUGUGUGCAGAUGGUGGUGCAGGAGGCUCUCGCCGUUGCGAAAAGCGAGCAGAUUCCCGUGAAUUGCUCCCAAAGCGAACUUGUGGAUGAUAUCCUUGAAGUGGCUCGCAACACGGGAAACAACGUGUGCUCCAUGCUGGCAGAUCUGCGUCGCGGUUCAAAAACUGAGAUCGACGCUAUCACUGGCCGCAUUGUUGCAGGUGGCAAGCGGCACGGAGUUCCCACUCCGACGAAUGGACUGCUGCUUUCGCUGAUCAAGGCACUUGAGGAAGACGGAACGCGACGAAUCGAAUAG
Molecule: messenger RNA, 675 nt
Organism: Phytophthora infestans T30-4
Lineage: Eukaryota; Oomycota; Peronosporomycetes; Peronosporales; Peronosporaceae
Exons: 6
Coding region: 1-675 (224 amino acids)
Cellular component (GO): cytoplasm
Molecular function (GO): NADP binding; 2-dehydropantoate 2-reductase activity
Source: RefSeq, a predicted model, not a curated record